UUUUACUUAAUUAGAGAUGAAGUUUUUUUCAACACUUCUUCUGUGGAUGUUAAUCCACAGCAAUAUUAUUUUGGCAAAAGCAUCUAUUGAAAUUUCCGAUACCAUUAAUAAUAUUGUAUCAGGACUUGAUGAAGAAAUUUCUAAUGUAAUAUCAACACCUGAGAAUUUAUUAACACUGCCGAUAGAAAAUUUACUUGGCAUGGCCGAGACGACCACAUUUGAGUCCAUUAGUAUGUUAUGUGCUUUAAUGGUACAAACUAAUACCACCCAACCUUUCAUAACACCCGAUUUCAAUGCAAUGAGUUUUCGUUUGCAUACUGCUUGCAAUGAAACGAGUUUUCCUUUAAAUCAAGCCGAAGAUAUUUUGCAAAGUCCAGAUUUUGAUGUUAACAAAAAAUUGGCAAUAUUUGUUACCGGCUGGAUCUCAAGUUCUGAAGCGGAUUAUGUGUUCGAUAUGGCUAAUGCUUUUCUAUGUAGAGGAGAUUAUAAUUUCUUGGCGCUAAAUUCCUCCGAUUCUAUUCAAACUUUAUACACCUGGUCGGCCUAUAAUACCGAAGAAGUGGGACGUUAUGUUGCCAAGGCUUUGGAAAAACUAACUGUUGAAAUACCACCUGAAAAUGUACAUUUAAUUGGUCAUAGUCUAGGAGCCCAUAUUGUGGGCUAUGCUAGUCGUUAUUUUACCAAUUAUACUGGCUUAACUAUUUCACGCGUCACUGGUUUGGAUCCGGCCAAACCUUGUUUUGAUGGCGGUAAACGUUUAGGUGGAUUACAGCGUGGCGAUGCUAAAUUCGUCGAUAUUAUACACACAAAUCCCGGAGUUUUGGGUAAGGAAAAUCCCGUGGGUAAUGCUGAUUUCUAUGCCCAAGGUUUGGACCCUAUUAAGCCAGGUUGCAUAAUAUUUGGUUGUUCUCAUUUUCGUGCAUUUAAAUUUCUAACUGAAUCUGCUUACCCUGGUAAUGAGCAGAAUUUCAUGGGUAUUAGUUGCACUUCAUUGAUGGAUUUGGAGAGCGGUUUUUGUAAUGGUCAAGCAUAUCCAAUGGGUUUUGCUGUUCCUUUCAAUUUGACGGGUAAUUUCUUUUUGACCGUCAAUGCUGAACAACCUUUUGGGAAGAAUAAUGGCGGUCGACCUGCCGUGCCAAAUGAAUGUGAAAACUUGUGUAGUAAUUGA
Molecule: messenger RNA, 1168 nt
Organism: Lucilia sericata (common green bottle fly)
Lineage: Eukaryota; Metazoa; Arthropoda; Insecta; Diptera; Calliphoridae
Product: vitellogenin-1-like
Exons: 3
Coding region: 17-1168 (383 amino acids)
Molecular function (GO): lipase activity
Source: RefSeq, a predicted model, not a curated record